Messenger RNA from Harpegnathos saltator (Jerdon's jumping ant), 2067 nucleotides. RefSeq names its product fuzzy planar cell polarity protein-like protein (gene fy). The record is from RefSeq and is a predicted model, not a curated record. NCBI's taxonomy places the organism in Eukaryota, Metazoa, Arthropoda, Insecta, Hymenoptera, Formicidae. Gene Ontology annotation, biological process: vesicle-mediated transport; non-motile cilium assembly. The coding region runs from base 210 to 1547 and encodes 445 amino acids. The transcript has 6 exons.
UUCCAAGUAGUAUGACUUGAUGACGGAUCUGCUAGACUUGUUGUUGAUGGUCAACAUAAAUACAAUCCCGGUACUAUACUUGCAAUAUGAUGUGAUAAUUUUCUUGAUAUGUAUUAUAUUAAAAGUUAGAGAAAGUUUUACAACUUUGUGGAUUACGAUUGACACUUCGAGCGUGUCUCACUCUCGUAAUAUUUAAAAUUUAUGCGAGAAUGUCGGCGCAUGUUAUGUGCUUAACUUCCUCAGGAGGAAUUCCUUUGUUUACACGUCACAAUGGAGAUAGCGAUACGAUGACAUUUUCAAAAAUAGCAUCUCUUAAUGGAGUUCAUAUGUUCUUAAAGUCACAGGAUAUCACUUUAUUGAGCACAGAUUUACCAGACACAACUGUGGUAUGGAAGGAAUUUGAAGACUGUAUCAUGCUAAUAGUAAUCGCCAGUGGAGUGACCAAAUAUGUAUUAGACAAAUUCCUGGACGCCACUUUUGGUGCAAUGGUUCUUUUCACUGGUAUCGAUGAGAUAAAGAAUACUAAAAACAUAGAAAGGCUUAAGAAAGAUAUGCGUCUCUGUGGUCCUAUCAUAGACAAACUGAUGGACUGUUUAGACAUAGGAGAUAAAAUUUCAGCAAAAACUGACAUGGUCAAUAUGACAGAAUGCAUCAUAUCUCCUGAGAAUCAUUUGCUUCAGACUUCUUUAGAAGGAUUCAUGGAAUGUUUGGACUCAAUAUAUGGAUGUGUCUUGGUGCACGGUUGUGUAGCAGUUGCCACGGAAGGCUGGUGGUCAUUAGAUCCUGUAGAGAGGAAAUUACUAACUAUAGCAAUUACUACUGAGAGUAUCUGUACCACUCGGGAUAUUCCAGUGUUCUUACCACGUAAGAGUCCAAGUGUGGCAUUCAGAUUGGUCUCUAUAUCUCUAAUCAAUCACGUGGAAGUACUGGCGUUAUGCGGGCCGAAUCCAGAGCUAACGGAGAUCGAGAGGUUCGCUGUACAGUGCUGGAAAGGCAGUAUUGAUGCGCUGUGCGCCUCCGAGCAGUGUUACCCACGGAACCUACCCACAUCUGUAUCUUUAGACAGCGAGACGCUCGGAUUUCUGCUGGCGAAUUACAAGGUGGAGAAGUUCGUUCUCGGCAGGAACGCGCAGUGCGCGAAAAAUCGCGUGACGGGUUCUCACAGAUUGGACAUCCUGCGGACGUUUUACCAUCAGGCCGUCGAGACGUUCGCGCUGUCGGCCGAACGCGACGACAGCAGCGGCGAAGGUACGAGCGCUGGCACGUGGAAGUUCACUGGAGCGAAGGAAACGUAUCUGUGCUCCGAGUAUCACAAGUGCCACGCCGUCAGGCACGGCGACCACGUGCUUUGUGUCUUGUACACGUCCGCUGUACCGACUCACACCAUGAGACUGAUCAGUCAGAAGAUACUGAAGACAGUGUUUAGCGAUAAGCAAGGAUAUUGUCUCGCUGCUGUUUGUCAGAUCCUUCGUUGCACAAAACACGAAGAAAUGCGAUUACACGUUAGACGCCACCUAGAUCUACUUUUAUCUCUCAGAAACCGAUGACAUGCGGAUGUAGACUUCGAAGCGAGUAGAGAAAGUAAAACCGAGUGAAAAAGCUGCGGCUGAAAUGAACAGACCAUAGCUUGCCACUCCUCACUGUUUCUUUAUAUCUCAUGUAUGCAAUUAAAAUGAAGCGAAUAUCGCCUCGCACUUGGAAGAGAGGGGAAAGGAACGUCGUAGACGCAGAGGAAGCUUACAAAAAUAAGACCUCUCAUGCAAUUCGAGUAUAAGUCAAUUAUGAGGAUCUAUAGCUUCCAACUGCACUUCCUUGCGGUAGGAAGUGCAGCUGGACGUACACUUUUUUUCUUUUAAAUCACGAAUGGCGAUCGUAACACGUGCACGUGUCUGGUUAGCUCAGCCGUGAGGCGGAUCUCGCGGAAGUCGGAGAAACAAGAACGCCUCCCGCACAACGCCCGCAGCACGACGCUGCUCGUAGCAGCGAAAAAAUCGAUAAUGGAAGCGCCAGCCGGCGAAGGCGCACGCGUCAAGCGUUACUGAUGCGUGUCAGCUGUCCCGGUCGUAA